AUGCCCCCAGAAGUAUUCCAUUGCCAUCCUCUUGUUACUCCACGGAUUCCAGUUCUGCCCCGAGUCCCAUCCAAAUCCGAGAAAAAACAAACGUUGCAAAAGAAAUUUCAUCGAAGAAGGAUGAAAUUUACGAAAAGGAAGCUCAUACCAGUUCUUGUUUUCAUUCUAUUGAUUGCUUCAAUCCUCCGACUUCUCAAACUCACAAUGAUAACUUCAUCUCCGUCUCUGCCUCCAUCUGGAUCGCUUCUUUUUCGUCAGCAGAAGUGUUCGUUAUCUUCUUCAAAUUGCAGGAAUAACACCGGUAUUAUUACUGAAAAGGAAAAUCGAUUUCUCUUGGAUCUUGUUUCUCGGAGAAUUCCCUGCAAACUUCUUGUUUUUGGGCUAGAACCACAAUACUUGAGCCUUGCCUCCUUGAAUGAUGGUGGAUUCACCGCCUUCAUUGAUGACGAUCCCGAGAAAGUAAGCACUGCGAAAGCUAUAAAGAAGACUCGAGUUUACAAAGUAGAGUACCAGACUAUUGCUGCUGAAGCAUUCGAGCUACUCAAGCAUGCCAGAGAAAAUCCAGAUUGUGCACCUAAGUUUCAUCUGCCCAAAUUGUCAACGUGCAAACUGGCAUUAACAAAUCUCCCACAAGAAGUUUAUAACACAAAGUGGGACGUUGUGGUGGUGGACGGACCGCAAGGGGACACACCAGAUUCCCCGGGGAGAAUGGCGGCCAUCUACACUGCUAGUAUACUAGCACGAAAAGGAAAUGUGACCGACAUUUUAGUACAUGAUGUAGAUAGAAUGAUCGAGAAGUGGUUCUCGUGGGAAUUCCUGUGUGAAAAGAACUUGGUUUCGUCGAAGGGAAGAUUUUGGAAUUUUCGAAUACUCAGGGAACCUAAUGGUACUAAAUUUUGCACGAUAUAA
Fraxinus pennsylvanica is the source of this 909-nucleotide messenger RNA. NCBI's taxonomy places the organism in Eukaryota, Viridiplantae, Streptophyta, Magnoliopsida, Lamiales, Oleaceae. The record is from the annotation of a GenBank genome assembly.